Selaginella moellendorffii is the source of this 735-nucleotide messenger RNA. RefSeq lists its product as uncharacterized. The transcript has a single exon. NCBI's taxonomy places the organism in Eukaryota, Viridiplantae, Streptophyta, Lycopodiopsida, Selaginellales, Selaginellaceae. Bases 1 to 714 code for a protein of 237 amino acids. Gene Ontology annotation, biological process: negative regulation of DNA-templated transcription. The record is from RefSeq and is a predicted model, not a curated record.
AUGGGGAGACGGUGUAGUAGGAUCUUUUCCCAAUUCUUGUGGAGUGGAUUAUCGGGGAGCGAUCCAGCGCCCGCGAGGAAGAAGAACAAGGAGAAAUUGAGGAGCAAGAGCGAGGAGGAAGGAGCGAUCGCGACGAGGAAGAGGAAGCUCGUGAUCAAGAGAUGGUGUCGGCGAUCACAGCACGAGAUGAUCAAGAGCUGCCAAGAGGAAAUAUUUCGAGAAGAAAGAUCGAUCCAAGGAGGACAGCGAGCUCCGGCCAACUCGGAGGAGGACGAGGAUCGUGAAGAGCUUCUUGGCAGGAGAAAUCGAUGCAGCCUACAUUCUUCUCAAUACUCGUCGUCGCCGUCCUCCUCGUCGACCUUCCGCUGCUUCGAAUCGUCGGAUCGAUCGCCAGCAUCGUCAUCGUGGAGCAAGAAUCUCAACAUCUUGGAAGCGUCGAUCAAGCCCUGGGACUGCGAUGUUGCGAGAAGAAGAAGAAGAUCGAGGUCACGGAGAAGAAGAGGAAGUGGAGAUUAUGUCCAAUGCUCCGUGAUUCCUGUGUUGUCAAGCAAUCCCUACCGGGAUUUCAAGGAAUCCGUGUCCCAGAUGAUCACCGGGCAGCGGCAAAUCGACCUGGUAGAGCUACUGGAAUGCUAUCUGGCGCUCAACUCUCCCGGAUCCCAUCGCACAAUCUUCCAAGCUUUCUCGGAGACUUUUCUCUCCGGAUGGAACUAAAGAAAGAGGAGAAAUGCCGCC